Molecule: messenger RNA, 516 nt
Organism: Drosophila takahashii
Lineage: Eukaryota; Metazoa; Arthropoda; Insecta; Diptera; Drosophilidae
Gene: UK114
Product: reactive intermediate imine deaminase A homolog UK114
Cellular component (GO): mitochondrion; cytosol
Molecular function (GO): deaminase activity
Source: RefSeq, a predicted model, not a curated record
UUGUUGAACGAAAAAUAAAGCUUUCGAUCAGUUCACUUUUAGCAGCUGCACUUGUCUCUACACUUUGCCACUAUAUAAUAGAGUAUCCAAGAUCAAAAUGUCGACGGUUGUGAGGAAACUUAUCAGCACAGUUAAUGCUGCCAAGCCGGUGGCUCCCUACAAUCAGGCCGUGGUGGCCGAUCGUACUGUUUAUGUGUCCGGAUGUCUGGGUCUCGAUAAGGACACCAUGCAGUUAGUUCCCGGCGGACCAACGGAGCAAACGGAAAAGGCCCUGGAAAAUCUACAGGCUGUGCUUAAGGCAGCGGAUUCCGGAGUGGACAAGGUGGUGAAGAACACCGUUUUCCUGAAGGAUCUCAACGAUUUCGGGGCCGUCAACGAGGUCUACAAGAAGGUGUUCAAUAAGGAUUUCCCGGCUCGCAGUUGUUUCCAGGUGGCCAAGCUACCGAUGGACGCUCUAGUGGAGAUCGAGUGCAUCGCCUUGACGGGAUCUGUCGAAACCAAGACCGUGCAAUAGCA